Messenger RNA from Heterobilharzia americana, 912 nucleotides. The record is from the annotation of a GenBank genome assembly. Lineage: Eukaryota; Metazoa; Platyhelminthes; Trematoda; Strigeidida; Schistosomatidae.
AUGCGUUUAUAUCUCAUUUUGUUUUGUUGUUGUUGUAGAUUAAAUGAGAUAGUGGUAGCGACUACACGCCUAGAAACUAUGCUGGCUGAUGUCGCUUUAGUCGUUCACCCCGAGGAUAAACGUUAUCAACACUUAAUUGGUUGUCAUGUUCAACAUCCAUUUUGUCCAAAUAAACGUAUUCUUCCGAUUAUUGCUGAUGGAGAAUUUGUUCAGCCUGAAAUAGGCACUGGUGUUGUAAAACUAAGUCCAGGUCAUAGUCCCAUUGAUUGGCAAGUGGCGAAACGAUAUCAACUUCCUAUCAUUCAUAUAUUUGACGAUUCUGGAUGUAUAUUAAAUACUGUGGUUGAGUUUGUGGGAUUACCUCGAUUUCAAGCACGUCAUCACUUGGUUGAAAAACUUUCUGAACUAGGUUUAUAUAAAGGUAGACAAGAUAUUGGAAGUAAUGGGGGUCGAACUGUACUGCCAGUUUGUUCACGAUCUGGAGAUAUUAUCGAGCCUAUGAUCCGAAAACAAUGGUUUGUGCGAACAAAAGAGUUGGCUGAAGCUGCAGUCAAGGUCGUCCAGUGCAAUCAAAUGGAAUUGAUUCCAUCAUAUCAAAAGUUAGUUUGGUCAGAAUGGUUGAGUCCAGAAAAUCAUAAAGACUGGUGUAUCAGUCGUCAACUUUGGUGGGGUCAUCCUAUUCCAGCAUAUAAGGUUACUUUAUCUAAUCCAGCAUCAACUAAUGAAAAGGAUCAGUGGAUUAUAGCGCAUUCAUUUGAUGAAGUUGUAAGUAGUCUAAUUCAGUCUGGUCUUGAACCAAAUGAUUAUCAAAUUAUACAAGAUCCAGAUGUUUUAGAUACCUGGUUCAGUUCUGCGUUGUUACCAUUUUCUGUAUUUGGUUGGCCAAAUCAUGUGAGGAAGCUUUUAUUUUAA